Messenger RNA from Colletotrichum spaethianum, 480 nucleotides. Its product is annotated as putative mitochondrial transport protein fsf1. Gene Ontology annotation, biological process: pyruvate import into mitochondria. Gene Ontology annotation, cellular component: mitochondrial inner membrane. NCBI's taxonomy places the organism in Eukaryota, Fungi, Ascomycota, Sordariomycetes, Glomerellales, Glomerellaceae. The transcript has 3 exons. Bases 1 to 480 code for a protein of 159 amino acids. The record is from RefSeq and is a predicted model, not a curated record.
AUGUCGGAGUUCCACAAGAAGGAACCCGUGAAGACGAAACCAAGACCGAUAUGGCUGGGAUAUGAUCGAUACAUCCGGAUUGCUGACCAGCGAUAUAACGUACAGUGGGCUCUUGUCCUUGCCGGUGUUGCCGACUUUGCCCGUCCCGCCGAGAAGCUCUCCCUGACCCAGAACGGUGCCCUGACGGCCACCGGUAUCAUCUGGACCCGCUGGUGCUUUAUCAUCAAGCCCAAGAACUACCUCCUCGCCGCUGUCAACUUCUUCCUCGGUGUCGUCGGUGUCGUCCAGUGCAGCCGUAUCCUCAUGUGGCAAUCCUCGCAGAAGAAGAGCGCUGCCGAGCUGGCCCACGAGGUCAAGGAGGACGUCAAGGAGGCUGCCUCCUCCGCGACGCGGAGGCAGGAGGGAAUGACGCACCAUGCAGAGGCUUACCUGCUGUCGUGCCUUGCAUCAGACGUUACAGGUUCCGCAUCUGGUUACUAG